Brugia pahangi is the source of this 882-nucleotide messenger RNA. NCBI's taxonomy places the organism in Eukaryota, Metazoa, Nematoda, Chromadorea, Rhabditida, Onchocercidae. The record is from the annotation of a GenBank genome assembly.
AUGGCAUCUGAAACAUGCAAAGGAGGUGCAUGUGGAUCUGAUGACGAACGGUUUGUCGUAGUGAGAAGGAGAGGGAGGAAAGGUUGGAGGCGACCUUGUGGAACAGAUGGGAAGGUUGCAAUGGCUAUUUGUGAUCUGGGAAAUCAGGUUUCAGUAGAGAAAAUUGAUACAGUCAUGAAAAAUGCGUGCAGCAACACCGAGCUGAUCAAGUACAGCCGACAGGUUAUUUCUUUACUUCUCAAAUCCCUCUCCGGACGUCAACUUUCAAGCAUUUGGGCCCUUGGACUAGGUUCUUUCAGUCGCUGCUGUUAUCCUGGUUGUGAUCAGCUAGCGAUGUUGCUAGAAUUGCAACAUUAUUUCGGGUGUGAAGUUUGCUUUCAAGAACCUUGCCUAACGGAAACGGAAAAGCGUUGGCUAUGCAAUCAUGACAUUUACGUAUCCGAAACCAAAGAUUUAUUAAAAUGUCGGAUAUCUGAUGAUGACGACAACAACGAAAAUGUCGUGUUAUUCUACGCACCACACUGUGGUCAUGCUAUAUAUAACAGUGUAAUUUAUGCGCAUAGGAAGAAAUUAAAAAGGAUUAUUAUUGCAGGUAACAAUUUUCAUUCGGUGAAUCUUAUGACGAAGCAUUUGUCAAAAUAUGAGAAAUCUAUACAAAAUCCGGAAGAAUACAAUGUAAUGGAAAUUUCUGAUUGCAAUGAACUUCAAGCUCUCUCACUUUAUAGUGAAGUGUGUUCAUUAUUAAAAUUUCCUACUUUUAAACCAAAUUUUGCUGUUUUCAACGACACAGCUUUACAUUUUCUGUCACAGAAUGCUCCACUGCCGGAAAUUUCCGAAAUAAGGCCAAAGUAUCGACUGUUUCGGCACGAAAUUAUAAUUUGA